UCUCUGGGAUACCACCUGUAUGAACACGAGCGGUUUCCUAGAAAAGAAAACUCUGUGAUUGGCUACUUGUGAAACUCUAUACUUAAUGAAAAGCAUCUUCUGCCACUUCUGCGUGCCUUUGACAUCUUAACCUUGGACAAGACACAAGGAAACAUUUGGAGCUCUGGGACUUUAGCCCUAUCAGUUGAAUUGUUCUUUUUUUUUUUUUUUUUGGACAACAAAAUCUUGCUUAAUUGUUCUUUUUUUCUGAUUGAAUAUCAAGAAUUAGAAUCAAACUCAAGACGACCAAGAUUUUUAGGUGUGAACUAUAGAUAUUUAAACCAAUCACUUAUUAGAGACCAACUUCAACAACCUUCAAAGAAAGAAGUAAAAGAGAUUUUGUGCUAAAAUGGGUAAUAUGGACGGAAAGACAGUAGAAGAAUUGAGUGCCACUGAAAUUCACAGAUGGUAUAAGAAGUUCAUGACAGAGUGCCCCUCUGGUCAGCUAACACAGCAUGAGUUCAAGCAGUUUUUUGGCCUCAAAAAUCUCAGUCCAGCAUCAAAUCAAUACAUCGAACAGAUGUUUGACACCUUUGACUUUAACAAGGAUGGAUAUAUGGACUUCAUGGAGUAUGUGGCAGCCUUGAGUUUAGUGCUGAAGGGGAAGGUGGAGCAGAAGCUGAGGUGGUACUUUAAGCUUUAUGAUGUUGAUGGGAAUGGCUGCAUCGAUAGAGGAGAACUUCUCAAUAUUAUCAAGGCUAUCAGGGCCAUAAACAGAUGUAAUGAUGAGAUGACUGCAGAGGAAUUCACCAAUAUGGUUUUUGACAAAAUUGACAUCAAUGGAGAUGGUGAACUGUCUCUGGAAGAAUUUAUGGAAGGUGUGCAAAAAGACGAGCUUCUACUUGAGAUUUUAACCCGCAGCUUGGAUCUCAAACAUAUUGUCUACAUGAUCCAAAAUGAUGGUAAAAGGAUGGACCGACUAGAUUGCCCCAGACAGGAAAUCAUUAAUGAGAAUGAACAUGACUGAGCAUAUUGAACUGGUCUCUGUGUUGUUUGGGGUUUUUUCCCUCCUCCCUUGAUUUUGCAUGUGAGACACACUUAAACAGUGUAUACAUCAUGGACAAAUGGAGGUAAUGGGUGGCAACCAAAUUAAUUUAUUCCUCAAAACCUAUGAAAGGACUGACAUUUUAAAGUUGGGUUACAGCCAUCAAAUGCAUCUGAUGCCUACACUGUUUUCAACUAUCCGAGUGGAAUAAAUGCUACCUAAUUCAUUUUAGCUUUUUGAGGGUUGGUGAUGCUCUAGAUGGCAGACAUUUGAUUCUAUCAACCAACAGGCAAAUCACAUCUUACAACAUUAUGACACAAGAUAAACUUUGAUGAUAAAUAUCAUGGUAAUUAUUUUUCUGUAGAAAAAUCUUCUUGUAAUACUAAUUUUAUUAAAGAUGAUGUCAUCCUAAGUAGAGGACCAAAUUCAUAUCCCUCCACUUUGCCCUGGAAUAUAUAUCAAUGUUGUUUCCUGGUCGGAGGACUCAGGGACAAAGUUGUGUCUAGUGCAUUGAACUAUUGAUUGGUUUGAUAGCUCAGUACUAGUAAAGGGUUGUGCUGUAGUUGGGUUGGGUAGACACUGGAGGCGACGCAUGCAGCAUCAGGUAUCUCAAAAUGUAAUUGGGGAUUGGGAAACGUCACAUGUCAUGGAGACAGUAUGUGAGUACUGCAAGGUGAAAAAGAAGGAUGAAUGCUAGCAAUAAAUUGAGUACAUUGAUAUAUUAAUGUCCAAAUGGGCAGAUAUAAGUCACUAAUAUCCAUGGAUACCAACUGAACAAAAUUAAAUUACUAAUCCACUAGCUAUCUAGUAAUUUACAGCAUUUACAUUUAGUGUAAAGAAAAUUUUCCAAAACAAGUCUGAGCAAUUCAGAUUUUGAAAUUAGAAUAAAAUUUACUCUCCGCAUUCACCUGAUGUAGCCUUCAGUUGAUGCAAUACUGUUUUAGCUACAGACUAGCUUUAAAUAGCUCAAAACUGAAGUGCUGAGCAAUUCCUGAAUGUGUCCCAACUUAAAAAUAUAAGACCAUUUAAUAGUGUCCAGGACACUCAAUUUUCCAUGAAGAAGGUCCUAGCUCUAGCUACCUCCUAGUUCCUCAUUCAAAAGGCAGCAGGGUGAGAUACGAUAAUUGAGUAAUAAAUAUGCCCACAUACUCCUUCCCCCAAAAUGUGCCAUUCCCCUAAAACUAUCAUUAGUAGAGUGCCAAGUGAGUGCCCAACUGUUCUCUUUCAGGGUUAUUUACUAAGGAGAGAAUUGUUGAGAAUCUAAAGUGAAUUUAAAAUUUUAGACCCAAAUAGGGGAAUUGGAGAAUUUCUUUCCAGCAUUUUUUGCCUGAGAUUUGAAAUUCAUUUUGAGUUCACUUUGCAUUGCCAACAACUCUUAAUUUGGUAAAUAAACACUGAGUGGCUUCCAAAAGGUAAAAUUGUUUGCAAAUUCAAUAAAUAAAGUCCAGAGUCAUUUUGAACACGUUAGGGUAAAUUUUAAAUUGCCUCUAGUAAAUAGCCAGUUUGAAAAUGUUUGACACAUUCACAUAUUAUUCCAGAAUUUUGAAAUUUUGAGGCACAUUGAGAGCUUAGUGAAUAACCCCCAAAAUGACUGACUAUUUUUUAAAAUCAACUUUUCUGUCUAUAUCUUUUUGUCUGUCUGUCUUUAUAAAAUAUAUAAUUAUUUCGGUGGAGCCUCUUGCGGAAAUCUUUCAAAUACAUCUUUGACAAACAAUAAUGGACAUUAAAUAUUAUCAUGUAUUUAAAUGGAAGAGCAAUAAUUCUGAAAGAAUUGGUGUAUAAAUCCACUGAACAAAAUACUCAGGUAUGGCAGCCCCAGCCAAAUUCUAGUCUUUCUACUUGUCACGUCUACAUUUAUUUGUAAAUAUAAAACUAUGUGGCUUCAUUUAUAUUUUGUUCUAUAUUUUUGUAAUUUAAGAUACAAAUGUUACUGCAACAAUUGCACAAACGCAUCUAUACAAAUAUUGGCUUCACUGCCAUACAAGUAGUUCUUCUAUUGUUUGUUUAAUGUAAUGUCAUGUAUUUGAUUUGUUUCUAUUGUAAUGAAGUCUAAAAGAAAUAAAAU
Messenger RNA from Pelobates fuscus (common spadefoot toad), 3089 nucleotides. RefSeq names its product guanylate cyclase activator 1A (gene GUCA1A). The transcript is spliced from 4 exons. Gene Ontology annotation, cellular component: cone photoreceptor outer segment; photoreceptor inner segment. Gene Ontology annotation, biological process: visual perception; positive regulation of guanylate cyclase activity. Lineage: Eukaryota; Metazoa; Chordata; Amphibia; Anura; Pelobatidae. Gene Ontology annotation, molecular function: calcium sensitive guanylate cyclase activator activity; calcium ion binding. Bases 389 to 1006 code for a protein of 205 amino acids. The record is from RefSeq and is a predicted model, not a curated record.